This is a messenger RNA of Sorex fumeus (smoky shrew), 1659 nucleotides long. It is a transcript of the gene GMPR2, whose product is annotated as guanosine monophosphate reductase 2. The record is from RefSeq and is a predicted model, not a curated record. Gene Ontology annotation, biological process: nucleotide metabolic process. Gene Ontology annotation, cellular component: GMP reductase complex. Gene Ontology annotation, molecular function: GMP reductase activity. Lineage: Eukaryota; Metazoa; Chordata; Mammalia; Eulipotyphla; Soricidae. The coding region runs from base 178 to 1293 and encodes 371 amino acids. The transcript has 11 exons.
UUACCCAGAAGGCCCUGCUGAAGUCGGAAUUCCUUGGUAAAUGAUCUCGCAGGCUUUAGCGGAAUCUGUUGGCGUGGCCCACAAGGCUCAGCGGGGCUGCACGAGGCUCGUUGCUAAGUAAGUGUGAACUUCGGUCAACGGCCACCUGGGCGAUAGCGACAGGAAAUAGUACCUGGUAUGGAGACAUCCAGGGAAAUCGCAACCGUGCAGGAAUCAGAGAUUCCCUGUUGCCCCUUGGCUCCCAGCAUGCCUCACAUUGACAACGACAUCAAACUGGACUUUAAAGAUGUCCUAUUGAGGCCCAAGCGCAGCACCCUGAAGUCACGAAGUGAGGUGGAUCUCACAAGAUCCUUUUCAUUUCGCAACUCAAAACAGAUGUAUACUGGGAUCCCAGUUAUUGCUGCCAAUAUGGACACUGUAGGAACCUUUGAGAUGGCCAAGGCUCUCUGUAAGUUCUCCCUCUUCACUGCUGUCCAUAAACACUACAACCUUGACCAGUGGAAAGAGUUUGCUGGCCAGAAUCCUGACUGUUUGGAGCAUCUGGCUGCCAGCUCAGGUACAGGCUCUUCUGACUUUGAACAGCUGGAACAGAUACUGGAAGCUAUCCCGCAGGUGAAAUACAUCUGCCUGGAUGUAGCCAAUGGUUACUCUGAACACUUUGUUGAGUUUGUAAAGGAUGUGCGGAAGCGCUUCCCGGAACACACCAUCAUGGCAGGAAACGUGGUAACAGGAGAGAUGGUGGAAGAACUCAUUCUCUCAGGGGCUGACAUCAUCAAAGUAGGAAUUGGACCAGGUUCCGUGUGUACCACCCGGAAGAAAACUGGGGUGGGCUAUCCACAGCUCAGUGCAGUGAUGGAGUGUGCAGAUGCCGCUCACGGCCUCAAAGGCCACAUCAUUUCAGAUGGAGGCUGCUGCUGUCCCGGGGAUGUGGCUAAGGCUUUUGGGGCUGGUGCUGACUUCGUUAUGCUGGGUGGCAUGCUAGCCGGACACAGUGAGUCAGGUGGCGAGCUCAUUGAGAGGGACGGGAAGAAGUUCAAGCUCUUCUAUGGCAUGAGUUCUGAGCUGGCCAUGAAGAAAUACGCUGGGGGUGUGGCCGAGUACAGGGCCUCUGAGGGAAAGACGGUGGAGGUGCCCUUUAAGGGGCCUGUGGAACACACCAUCCGGGACAUCCUUGGGGGCAUCCGCUCCACCUGCACCUACGUGGGAGCAGCGAAGCUCAGGGAGCUCAGCCGCAGAACCACCUUCAUCCGUGUCACUCAGCAAGUGAAUCCAAUCUUCAGUGAAGAGAGCUAGACUUGGACUCUCCCUGCCCACCCAUGGCACCAGCACCCUACCACAGGGCCCCCUGAAUGGACCCUUCACUGGUCCCAGCAACUACUUAUUACUUUGUGAUUUCCUGGCCUCUCAUGAGGGGUUCCUGAAGUUAUUCUGUCCUCCAAGUGCCCAGGGCCACAAACACGAAGCAAGACAGGCUAAGACAACAAAGUUGGCCAAACAGGAACCUGGGGAGCCAGCAUCCGGAAGAUUCAAAGGAAAAAAAGGGUUUUCUCUGACCUUGGUCUGGAAGAGGUAGGCUUUUAGAAUCAUGUUUUAUUAAGUAGAUAGGCUCUUUGAGGACAUGUUCACACACCGAGUCCCUCAAUAAAGAGAAAUCCCAAU